This is a messenger RNA of Anopheles marshallii, 1812 nucleotides long. Its product is annotated as maltase 2-like. Lineage: Eukaryota; Metazoa; Arthropoda; Insecta; Diptera; Culicidae. Bases 1 to 1812 code for a protein of 603 amino acids. The transcript has 2 exons. Gene Ontology annotation, biological process: carbohydrate metabolic process. The record is from RefSeq and is a predicted model, not a curated record.
AUGCGGAUCGCAGUGGGUGCACUAUUACUGGUGACCGUUGGUUUGCUGGCCGCGGUCAGUGGCAAAUCGUCGGUGAUCUCUGGCAAACAGCACGGUGCCGAGAUGGAUUGGUGGGAAUCGGGCGUGUUUUACCAAAUAUACCCACGAUCAUUCAAAGACAACGAUGGUGAUGGAGUAGGUGAUCUGGCCGGUAUAACGGAAAAGCUUGAACAUCUGGCCGAUCUAGGUGUGACCGGUGUGUGGCUCAGUCCUGUGUUCAAAUCGCCCAUGGCAGACUUUGGUUACGAUAUUGCCGACUUCCGUGAUGUCGAUCCAAUUUUCGGCAGUAUGGCUGAUCUGGACAGAAUGGUCCAGAAGGCAAAGCAGCUCGGCAUUAAGGUGAUUCUUGACUUUGUUCCAAACCAUACGAGUGACGAGCAUGAGUGGUUCGUUAAAUCGGUUAACAACGAAGGAGACUACCGGGAUUACUAUGUUUGGCGCAAUGCAGUGAACCAAGGCACUCCCAACAAUUGGCAAUCCGUCUUCCAUACGCCUGCCUGGACACUGCUGCCUGGCCAAACGCAAUAUUAUCUCCACCAGUUUGACAAGAAGCAACCGGAUCUGAACUACCGCAACCCGAAAGUAAAGCAGGAAAUGGCUGAUAUGGUGCGUUUUUGGUUGGACAAGGGCAUUGAUGGGUUCCGCAUCGAUGCAAUCAACCACGCGUACGAGGAUCCGCAGUUCCGCGACGAAAGGCUGAUCGACCCGAAAGGAGAGUUGAUCUGGGAGAACCUGGAUCACGAGUACACGCAGAAUUUGCCAGAGUGUUACGAUCUCAUCUACGACUGGCGCGAUCUCUUCGACACGUAUAAGGCUGCCGACAAUGUGACGCGUCUCAUGAUGACGGAGGCGUAUGCCGACAUGGAACAGACCAUGCUGUGGUAUGGGAAUGGAAAUCGUAAGGGUUCCCAUAUUCCGUUUAACUUCGCCAUGAUUAACCGCUUGUCGUCAGACUCGCGAGCACGCGACUUUAAGGAGGUUAUCGAUGAGUGGCUUAAUGCUAUGCCGGCCGGCGCUCAAGCGAACUGGGUGCUGGGUAAUCAUGAUCGCCCUCGCAUUGCAUCGCGCUUUGGACGUGACCGUGCAUCUAGCUUGGCGGUGUUGGAAAUGACACUGCCCGGUAUUGCCGUCGUAUACUACGGCGAGGAGAUCGGUAUGGAGGACAACCGUGACAUUACGUUCGAGGAAACGCAAGAUCCGCAAGCCGCCAACACGAACCCGGAGGUGUACCAACAGUUCACACGCGAUCCUGUCCGCACACCGUUCCAGUGGGAUGCUACACCGUAUGCCGGAUUUACGGCCGCAACGACUCAAAAAACUUGGCUACCGGUGCAUCCAAAUUUUAGGGAAGUUAAUCUCGCGGCACAGAAGAUGGCCACCGAGAGUAUGUUUAAGCUGUACCAGAAAUUGAUCAAGCUGCGCAAGGAGCACGCGUUCAUGCACGGCAAGUUCGAGUCGAAGGUGCUGCUGAACAAUGUGUUUGGGUACACGCGCACGCUCGACGGCGAGCAAUCGUACGCCGUGGUGGUCAACUUAAAUGAUAACGAUGUGAACGUGAAUCUGCAGGAGUUGCACGAAGAUAUUGAUGCGGUCAAGGUGAAACUAACGUCGCUCGAUGCCCACAUGAAGGAGGGCGACGAGGUGACCGAGGUGUUCCACAUCAUUCUCGGCCGGUACGAUGCGGUUGUGUUCGAGAUUGCAUCGUCAGCCAGCACGAUCGGUCUGUCGAUGGUUAUGCUGCUGGUCGCAUCGAUCCUGCGAACACUCUUCUAA